This is a messenger RNA of Effrenium voratum, 1169 nucleotides long. The record is from the annotation of a GenBank genome assembly. Lineage: Eukaryota; Dinophyceae; Suessiales; Symbiodiniaceae.
UGCGAAAGUGGCCGAAAGCCGAAAGUCACUUCUCGGCCUCAUGGGCGAUGGGGCGCGUGUGUUGUGGCAGAGCCGCUGGCUGCUAGGCUUCUUCCUGUUUUCUCUGGGCUGCGCUGUGGGGCUGCGCCUGGAGCGUGCCUUGCGGGAGCGCCUGGCCUUUGCGGACCAUCCCGAUUUCCGGGAGCUCGCGCGGAAGAUCCCGAACUACGAUCAUGUGUGGUUUGCCUGGAAUCUGGUGGACACCAACACCUACGGCAGCUGGCUGCUCUCCCAGGAGCGGCGUUACCCGAUCAACCAGUUCGGGCUGCACAUCCUGGCGCGGAACACUUCCUGGCAGGCGCUCUGCGUCAUGGAUUCCGAUGGCGACGGACUGAGCAACGGGGAGGAGCUGGGGGACCCCUGCUGCCGCUGGGCCCCGAAGGCUUUGGGGGACUUCCAGGUGGACCAGAACUUCGAGUACAGGAGAAUCGAAACAUCCGCGCAGGCGCUGGAUGAUUUCGCACCCAGCCCACCCUACCGCACGGCGCCCGACUCAGCGGGAGAGUCGCGAGUCGUGGGCCCCUUGGCAGAGUGCGUGGACCAUGGCAAGCAUCCCAUGGGCUUGGCGCAGCCCGCUUUUGAGACUCUGCCCCUGCCGCCGAGUGAGGCAGUGGACUGGAAUUUGACCGCGCUGAUGAAGCUCAGCGCCUUUGCGGUCCUGGUGGUGCAGUUGGCCCUGUGGCUGGUCUAUGGCGGUUUGCUCGCGGACCUGACGCCCACGGCUGGCUCGCCGCUGUCCCUAGGCACGCGGGCUCUGCUUGUGGCGCUGUGCUUUGUGUACAUGGACUUCUGUUCUGGGGUCAUCCACUUGAUCCUGGACUACGCUCCCACCUUCUUGCCGGUGCUAGGAGGCCUCGCGGGGGGCUUCCGAUACCACCACGAGGACCCCACGGCCAUUCUGCGCAUCAGUUGGUUCGAGUACGCCUCUCACACCCAUUUGCUCUGUGCGGUGGUCCUGCUGGCCUUGAGGCUGGCGCCCAGCUCCAGGGGCUUGCGCUUCUUCUGGGUCUGGGGCAUCGUGUGGAGCCACGUGUUUCAGUCGGCGCACCGCUGGGCGCAUUGGCCCCCCGACGCGCUGCCGGGCCCCGUGCGGGCGCUGCAGACGGCCGGCCUCGUGCUGACCCAUAGCC